Diabrotica balteata is the source of this 2433-nucleotide messenger RNA. Lineage: Eukaryota; Metazoa; Arthropoda; Insecta; Coleoptera; Chrysomelidae. The record is from the annotation of a GenBank genome assembly.
UGACGUGUCAUCUGCUAGCCGGUAUUGUUUCUAGAUAAUCUGUGGUGUGUUUUAUUUUUCUGUUUGUACCAUGAGUAACAAGAAUGCCUCACAGUAUAUUUUGCCCAACAACCAGCCUGUGGUCUCUUUGGAAGUCAAAUCUGCAUUCGAUGGCCUAACUACAAAAGAAAAAUUAUAUGCCCAUUAUAUUAGCAAAGCUUCAUGGCACGGAGGUUUAAUAACACUUCUCCAAACCAGCCCCGAAUCGGGACCGGUAUUCGUGCUUUUACAUAAACUCUUUUCUUCCCAGUCACCAACAGACUUCAAAGCUAAAGCAAUAAAUUCUGGAUUCAGUGAAGACGAAGUGACAGCCGUUUUUGUGUACUCUUGUGGGGUUUUCACUAACUCUGGAAAUUACAAGGGUUUUGGAGAUACAAAAUUCAUUCCGAACCUCGAGAAAGACCGCUUUGGGGCCUUAUUAAAACUUAGUCCAAUUUGGCCUGAAUUAGAACCAAUCUGGCUUCAGUUCAAAGAUAGAUUAUAUGACCUAGAAAAUGGAAAAAGUUGUUUGGGAUACAGCCCCACUGGCAUUACUACGUACUUGUCACAUAAUUGUACUCCAGAAGAUAAUGAAAAAGUUCAGAACUGGCUCAAGUCCCAUAAUAUGGAAUGCUAUAAUACAAGACUGUUCAAAACUGUAGUAGGUGAUAAGAUUACCUAUGAUAUUAGACUGGCGUCUGAAGACAAAAAAGUAUUAAAGACGCACACUGAUGGCAAUAUAACAUAUCAGAUAUCAUGUGGAGAUUAUUCUCCUUUAAUAGGACAAGUUGCCAAAGAUCUUGGUCAAGCUAUAGAAUAUGCUGCUAAUGAGAAUCAAGUUGAUAUGCUCAAAGCUUACAUUUCAUCGUUUCAAACUGGGUCUCUAGAUGAUCACAAGUUGGGUUCUAGAUAUUGGAUUAAAGAUAAAGGACCUGCUGUAGAAAGUUAUAUUGGAUUUAUAGAAACUUACAGGGAUCCCGCUGGUGUUAGAGGAGAAUUCGAAGGAUUUGUAGCAGCUGUAAAUAGAGAAAUGUCAGCCAAAUUUGCGACCUUGGUCGGUAAUGCUGAACAGUUUUUAACACUUCUCCCUUGGAAUAAGGGAUUCGAAAAGGACAAAUUUUUGAAACCUGAUUUCACAUCGUUGGAUGUUCUCACUUUCGCUGGCAGUGGAAUACCAGCCGGUAUAAAUAUACCAAAUUAUGAUGAAAUUCGUCAAUCGGAGGGAUUUAAAAACGUUUCCUUAGGAAAUGUAAUUCCCGCUAGUUAUCAGGCAUCAGUAACACCAUUUUUAACCCAACAAGACGCAGACCUCCUACAAAAAUGGCGAGUUCCUGCAUUUGAACUUCAGGUAGGACUUCACGAACUUCUAGGACACGGAUCCGGUAAAUUAUUAAGAAAAGAAAAAGAUGGUACUUUGAACUUCCCCUCCGAUCUUCUAGACCCUCUCACUGGCAAACCUCCGGCAUCAUACUACGAACCAGGUGACACCUACGACAGUAAAUUCGGUCCAUUAAGUUCAACUUAUGAAGAAUGCAGGGCAGAAGCUGUAGGCCUCUAUUUAAGUCUUGAUCCAGAUGUACUAAGAAUAUUUGGACACGAAGGUCAGCAAGCAGAAGAAAUUACUUACGUUAAUUGGCUCUCCCUUGUGUGGGCCGGAGCUGGAAAGGGAUUGGAAUUGUGGGAGCCUGGUAGAGGAUGGUUGCAAGCACAUGCACAGGCACGUUUUGUACUAUCCCGAGUAUUGAUUCAAGCUGGAGUAGUAUCGAUCACGCAACCUUCAGAAAAUGACCUUUUGGUAACUUUGGACCGAUCAGCAAUUAAGGGAGCAGGUAGAGUAGCCAUAGGCCAAUUCCUGUUGCAAUUGCAAAUUUACAAAGCAACUGGAAAUUUGGAAGAAGCCCAAGAACUGUACAAUCACUACGCCGAAGUUUCAGAACCGUGGUUGAGUUGGAGGUCAAUUGUAUUAGCCAAUAAACAACCAAGAAAAAUGUUUGUCCAAGCCAAUACCUCUACAGCAGAAGAUGGCGUUAGCUUGAAAUCAUACGAACCGUCACUAGAAGGUUUGGUUCAAUCUUGGGUGGAAAGGUUUUCAAAGCCACAACAAUUGUAUGAUGCCUUGUUACAACUUUCAAACGCUGAUGCUGCUCAUUUUUAGAAAGUGUCGUAAAUUAUUAACAGGUCAUUAUAACUGCUUUGUAUUACAACUGUAUUAUGUUUAUAUUUCUUUUGAUCGAUAAUUUGAUUGAUGUUAGUGAAAAAAAAGACAUCAGUAAAAGUUGUAAGUCAUAAUUUUUAUACCAAUGAUAUUUUGCAGAUUUUCCAUAUUAUUCGUAUAUACACAUAUAACAAACGCCAAUAACGGUAAUGUGUGUUUAAUACAAACUAUUUUAACGCAAUUGGUUAAUUAAAUCUGGA